ACUUACAUCUGCCAUUCAGCGCGCGAUCCGAUGCGCGGAAUGAAUAAUGUUUUGGGUUUUCGACAUUCCUUGGUUUUACUUCUUCAAAUCUUAGCGGAUUUUAUUGGAUUUAAAUGACAUCAUCGGGAGGACUUAGCUGGGAGGUUCUUCUUUUGGACAAUCUACCUGUGGCGAUUUAUGACAUUAUUGCAUGACAUGAGCAGUCAAACAAGGUUGGCAAUGAAUCAUGGAUCUUUAAAGCUGCAGCCAUUUAUGGUUAAUGGAACAAUCAAUUUAACACAGGAUUUUAGUUUGGUUAAAACAGGCGAUGAGUCUAACUUUUAUUUAUCACCAUUACCUGCACCCUUGGCUAAUGAAACUACAACUAGCAACAAUGCUAUCCCAGGGAUGCAGGAGAUUUUUGACAAGUUGUCAUCACGUCCCCAUCCUUCUCCCAUUUUGGCCGCCACACUUACAAAAUUUGGGAAUCAUGUCGACCCAUGUCAGGAGUCAGUUUCCAACAAGGAUGUUUUCAGUUCAAGUGCCCCACCUAGUCACAGUGGUUCAGAUUCAUCAAAGAAACUGCAAUUCUAUCUAAAAUCAUCACAGAUUGAAACCUCAUUGUCUUCUUCAAUUAUUGAUUUAAGUGAUUUUCCAUCUAGUCCCAUAUCCGGUGCAUUCGCCGACUUUCAGUCACUGAGAUAUAUUCCUUUAAACUUGGACUGUUCAUCUUCAGCAAACAUUUCAUUGUCAACAGCUAAUUCAGUACUUGAUCAGUGUGUAGAUGAUAGUGAUUGUUUACCGGUCUACAGUAACUGUCCUCCUAAUCUUGAUGAAGAGGAAACUGAUCUGGUCCCAAGUGAACUUGUUCAAUUUGUUAGUGAAUCUACUCGCCAAAUACCGAGUGAUUUAACAGAUGUUGUUUCUGCAGGAGAUUCGGAUAUUGAAGAUUUAGACCAUGAAGCCCGUCUAGCCUCUUUGUGUAUACCUAUUCUUCGUUCGCCUUCACUAGGGCAUUCUAAUUUACUAGACAAUGCACAACCACCAACACUAUCACCAGAAUCUUCAGGUUGUCCACAUUCACCUUUUGAUCACAUAGAUAUUUCAUCAGAUCCAAGUUAUGAGAAAUCAUAUUUUAGCCAAACUCCUGAAGGCACAGUGGAAGAUGUAAAUAAACAACACGUUCUUUCUCCAAAAAUGAGUGUUAUGAUCAAUGGUGCAUUGUCUGAUGAGCUUAUAUCUCGCAAUGAUACCAAUAAUCAUGAUCCAUUACUGUCAACAACACACAUCAACUCUUCAAAUUUCAUUUCUGAUAGCAUUUCCUAUACAUACCAGUCGGAUAAUCGAACUACAGUGGAAAAUUGUUCUAAUUCUGUGAUGCAUUCUUCUACCUCUGGAUUUUCUGAAAAUAAAAUAUUGCCACCGACCACAGUAUGUAGUCCUCACAAAAUCCCUUCAUUGUCAUCAACAGCCCUACCAACAAGCUCUGUCUGUGUAAAUCAGAUAGGAUCGUUUACUCUGCCGUCUAUUCAGAAUCAUUUCAUAUUAAAAGAUGUGGUGAAUUGUCCUAAUCUGAGCGUCAGAAACGCUUCUAAUUUCCAAUGUAUUGUUACAAAGUCAAUGCCGGAUUCUUCUGCAGCGACAUCUGAUGGGACAUAUAACAAUAUAGCUAAAAUUCCUGCCCUUGUGAAUUUAGUAUGUUCGAAUAAUGACGGAGGAAAACAAUUAAUAUUUCCAUCGAAAUCUGAUCGAACAGAAAGCCUUGAUUUCAGCGUUGUGCAGAAUUACAAUCGAGAAACAACACAAUACUCUGAACAAAUAGUAAAAACAACACUCCCUCAAUCAAAUAUUCGUGAUUCAUCCGUCAUUCCAAAUCUUAGUUUUACUACUAUAAUUGGGUCUAACUCUCAAAACACAUCAUUAACAGCUACACCAUCUCGAAGUAUUUCAUCCAUGUCUACAUUUGAUCAAAACCUUUCAUCUAAUAUUGAACAAGAGUCAAUUAGUGAACCCAACAAAGGCGUGAAACAGUUAAUUGUUUCAUCUGAAAUAAGAUCUCUGAUCACGACCUCCAAUGACCAUCCUUUUGCGUCUACUGUUUCUUGUCCUACAGGUAAUACUAGUUAUAUUGAAGUUGGCACUCCAUAUCGUUCCAAAGAAGGAAGUUGUGUUGCUCAGAGUCCGUUAAUAUUAUCGACUCCAACUUUUCAGAUUGCACCGCAUCCUGUUAGCACACAAUCUACAUUUGUUGUCUCUCAUGCAGUUACUCCUGGUGUUGUCUCCCAUGCAGAACUCCAGCCAACUACUCCAAUUGUUUUAUCUCUUAAAAGUAGAACAUCUGUUGAAGUUCCACAGCCACAGGUGACUAACUUAACUAGCAAUUCUGGUUGUGUCCUUUUACCGUUACAAAUCUUAAACUCCUUGCCAACUGUAAACCCUGGAAUGUCUAUAUUACUCAAUAUUAAGAAUGGAAAUCCUGUCCGACAGAAUCCCACACCUUGUCUUCCAAAUUUCGCCUCGAUGAAUACUUUAUCAGAUAAGAGUUGUACUAUUACACCACCGGAAACAAAUGGGACAGUUUUUCUUCUCCCAACAUCUAAUAUUCUUACAAAUCUUAAUGGAAAUGUUUCUAAUCUCCCGAUUUUACAACUACCCUCUCAACAGUAUGUUAAUUUUCUCCCGUCUACAUUCACUACUGCUCCACUAUUAUCCAAUUCAAGUAUAUCAUCAUCUCCUUUACAAAAUUCACCUACAUUAGUAAAUAGUUUUAAUACAUCUCAAGUGGAUAUUAAACAAUCAACCCCUGGACAGUUACCGUCUGGAACACAAUUUUUUAUCCUUCGCUCAGCCUCUAAAUCAAAUAUUAUUAAUCCCGCAUAUUUUACUCCUACUCCUACUUCAUCAUCAUCAUCAUCAUCGUCGUUGUUGUCGUCUUCUUCUUCCCCUGCAUCAUCGACAUCAUCAUCGAUUAUAAAUACAGUAAAUGGAGCAGCAGCAUUUACUCCUUUAUCUGCUUCAUCCACUGGUGGUUUAACUGUAAUAUUAUCUAAUCCUUCUAGUCAUAAAAAUCCUUCAGAAUCAGGGAAUUUAGUUUUUCUUCCAACAGCUUCUUCUACCAGAUCAAAUAUUUUUCCACUGUGUACAAAUAAUCCUUUAACAUCGAAUAAUUUUUCAACAACAACUUCUUCUGGUUUUAUAACAGCAGCAGCAGCAGCAGCCGAAGGAGUACCAGCACCAUCCACAGCAGCAGCAAAAACAACAACCUUAUCAUGGACUCCUGUAUCGAAUUUCACUAAUCAUGAUGAUAGUAGUAAUAGGCUAAUAGUUAAUAAUUCUACUACUGGAAUUACUUCAUCUAAUAAUACUAAAACAAGUUUAUCAACUUUAAAUUAUCGAUCAUCAGUAGAUACUUUAAAUGAUACAUCCUUUUCGCUACCGUUAACUUUAUUACCUAAUAUUCCACAACAGACUAUGAUUUUGUCAUCUUCAUCGUGGAAUACACAUUCACCAAAUAAUAAUAAUAAUAAUGUAUUUACAACAUCACAAAGUUUCAAUACGCAUGCAUUUCUAUCUCCUGCAACAACAUUAUCAUCCUCAUCGAUGUCUUCCUCUUCGUGUAUGUCAUUUGAUAAUAAUUCUUUACCUUCACCGCCUAUUUCCUAUUCAAGCGUUAGUGUAGAUACGUCGUCAAAAUCGAAUCAGUCAGUAAAUUCUAGUCCAACUGGUGUUAAUCAUUGUUUACUUCCCCCAGUCUCUGCAUUAUCAUCGCCUAUUAAUCCUAAUAACAAUAACAACAACAGCAACAAGGAUUGUGUAAACAGUAAAGUUGGCAUUUCCACUUUAACAUCAUCAAACAAUCAACUGAAUGAUAUAAAAACAAAUGUUAUCGUGUUACCUUCUGCGGAUAAAUUACUUUCUUCGCGUAAUUAUUCACAAAUCUCUAGUGUUACAGCACAAACAAAUAAUAAUAGUAAUAAUAGUAGUAGUAAUAACAAGCUACAAGAGUCGAAAUGUCGACGUAUAUCUUCUUAUUCUUCGCCUAAUACACCUUCCAUUCCAUCUACGACAGUAACUGGUUCUACUACUACUACUACUACUACAGUAGCAUUAAUGCAAACUGUUGUAACAUCGUCUAAAACUGUAGUCACCUAUUGUUCACGACGCCGACAUCAAUGUCCUUAUUGUCCAAAAUCUUGUGAAAGAAAAGAUAAUCUCCAGGCUCAUAUACGUACACAUACUGGUGAACGACCAUAUCCAUGUCGUUAUUGUCCGAAAGCAUUUCCACAAAAAGAUCAUUUACGAGCUCAUAUUCGUACGCAUACAGGUGAAAAACCCUACAGGUGUCCACAGUGUUUGAAAGCAUUUGCUCAACUGGGUAAUCUUCAUCGUCAUGUUAAAACUCAUCGUCGAUAAAAAAAUUUUCUAUUCAGUUGAAAAAUGGAUUUAUUUUCAAUGUGAUGUUCAUUACUUUGUGUUUUCUAUUCAAAUCAACCGAUCAAUCAAUAAAUCAAUCAAUCAACAAUCAAAGCGAAAUGGCGUGUCAAAUCAGUUUAUUAUUUAUGUAUAAUAUUAUCAUAUUAACAGCCCCAAGUGUGAAUGCAUUUAAUUUUCUUUUGUUUUUGCUUGUUUUUUAAGAAAAAACUUUAUUUUGCUCCUCUAACAUCAAAUGCUUAAUUGUAAUUAUACAUAUAAUUAUCGUAAUUAACAAUAAUAAUACUAAUAUUCACUUCCUUUCAUUUAUUUAUUGAUUUAUUUAUUCAUUGAAUUACUUUGUAAUUGUUUAUUUUCUAUCUUUUACCAUUACUCCUCCUCCUCCUUUUCCUUCUCAAACUACUGCUCCGUUUUUUUGAAAAAAUGUUUUUUUCUAUUAUCAUUGAGUUAGUUGAUUUAGUCAGUUAGUUAGUUUAGUUAACCGUCGUCGUCCCCUUGUUUCCUACCAUUCGGUGGAAGAAUAUACGAGGCGUGAACUGCCUUCUUCUUCAUCACCAUCAUCAUCGUCUUCUCCUGAUUGUUUACUUUUUAUACUAUUAUAUCACACUAUUAUUAAUACUGGUACUACUACUAAUAUCACUACUAAUAUUAUUAUUUAUUUGUUCCGUUUUAUUUUUUGCCAAAGAGAGAUAGAUACAAAGCCACCAGUCCAUCCACAACUGUUUUUUUCUUUUCAUCUGUGUGUGUGUGUGCGUGCGUAUGUGAUUUUCUGAGAUCUUAUUACCCAAUCAUCAAUAUACGUGUGCCCAAUAUAUGUGCUCAACGAAUUUUACUUCUACACUUUUCUUUCUUGUGUUUCUUUACUCUUCCGUGUGUCUCCACCUUUCUCCCCCCACCCCGCCCUUUUGUUUUUCUUUUGGUGUGAAGUGUAUUCAUAUAUUUAAUUUAUACUACUAAUCAUUGAAUUCUCACCAUUUUAUAUCUUAUCGUCGAAGAAGCGCGUGUAUCAUCAUCAUCUCUAGGCUACAUUGGUGACACUCAGUCUCUCUCUCUCCGUGUCUCUUCGGCUUCUGUCUUUAUCUGUUUGCUUUGUGGAAAUGUGUAUAUGAUGUGAUGUGAUGUGACGAGAUUGGUUGGCUGACUGACUAACUAACCUGGUUGCAUGGUAUUAUUUUAUACAUUAAUUUAAUUCUUACAGCUUUAUUUAUAUAUUUAUAUUUAUUUAUAUUUGAGUAUUUACAUUUUUCACUUGUAUUUGCUUGUUUUUUUGGUGUGUUCUGUUUGUGUGUGUGUCAGGGUAAUGUGUCAUUAAUAGUUACAUGGUAGUAUAUUUACUCUUUUCAUAGAUGAUGAUGAUGGUUGGCUGUGAUGCAUACAAUAUAUAUAUAUAUAUAUAUAUAUAAUUCAUGAAUAUGAGUAUUUAUUAUGACUGAUGUAACUUCUGACUAUGUCUGACUGGCAUUCUCACUUAGUACUCUUUUGAAUCUGAAGAAACAACUCUGCAUAUACAUUCUUUCUAGUCAGCUUUUACCUCAGUCUUAUUUGCCUGCACAAUGCAUGACUGAUUAAAAGCCCUAACGAAAUGUGUAAUAUCUCCAAAUACAUGUAUAUCUUCUUCAUUCAUAGAUCUCAUAUUAUAUAUAUAUAUUAUUGUAAAAUCUCUCUCUCUCUCUCUCUCUCUCUCUAU
Trichobilharzia regenti is the source of this 6097-nucleotide messenger RNA. NCBI's taxonomy places the organism in Eukaryota, Metazoa, Platyhelminthes, Trematoda, Strigeidida, Schistosomatidae. The record is from the annotation of a GenBank genome assembly.